GUUAAGUCUCCAGGGAGAAGCGAUACAGACAGUCCCGGGGCCAGACAGCGUCAUGGAGCCCCAGGGGGCGCUAAGUUUGGAGAAACAGGGACCUGCGCUCUUUGGAGAGCCCCCGCCAGCCGAGGGGCUGCCCACUCCGGGGGGCGACGGCGGCGGCGCGUCGGAAGCCCCGAGCCCCGACGCUGACCCCUUGUCCUCGGAGGAAGAGGCCGCCUCCCAGGAGCCGGAGGAGCUGCUGGAGUGCCGCCGCCGUCUCCCGCGUUCCUUUUCCCUGCCCGCGGACCCGAUCUUGCAGGCGGCCAAGCUGCUGCGCCAGCGCCAGCAGCUUGGCCUGGGGCUCGGCCCGGAGGGCGGCGAGCGGACCGAGGGCUUGCCGCACGGUCCCGGCAGCUGCUGCGCCAAGUGCAAGAAGAGAGUGCAGUUCGCGGACGCGCUGGGGCUAAGCCUGGCCAGCGUGAAGCACUUCAGCGAGGCGGAGGAGCCGCAGGUGCCGCCCGCCGUGCUCUCCCGCCUGCGCAGCUUCCCCAUGCGCACCCAAGACCUGGAGCAGCUCCCCGGCCUGCUGGCCGCGGCGGCCGCGACCGCGGCCCUCUCUGCCCCGCCUCCCCGGCUUCGGCCUCUUUUCGAGCUUCCCGGGCCCAGCGCCGCCGCCGAGAGACUGCGGCGGCAGCGCGUGUGCUUGGAGCGCGUGCAGUGCUCGGCGCCCUCGGGAGCGGAGGUGACGGGCUCCGGCCGGGUGCUGGGCUGCCCCGGGCCGAGAACCGUGGCGGUGCGCUACACCUUCACCGAGUGGCGCUCCUUCCUAGACGUGCCGGCCGAGCUGCAGCCCGAGCCGCCGGCGGAGCCACCUGAGGCGCCGUCGGGGGGGCCCGGGGACGCCGAGGAGGAGCCAGGCGCCGAGCGCUUCCACUUCUCGCUGUGCCUGCCCCCCGGCCUGCAGCCCCAGGAGGGGGAAGACGCGGACGAAACGGGCGCCGCGGUCCACUUCGCCGUGUGCUACCGCUGUGCCCAGGGCGAGUACUGGGACAAUAACUCGGGGGCCAACUACACGCUGCGCUAUGUGCGCCCUUCCGACGCGCUCUGACCCCAAGGCCGGGCUCCAGGCCGGGCGCCGCCCCAGAGCAACCGGGUGACCUGCGGGGACGAUUUGCUGAGCCCUGUACCUCGGGGAAGGAAAGGAGGGAGCCGUUCAACGGCAGACUUUCACCAGGAGAGAUCCGGCGAGUGAGCCUUGUGAGCACCGAAACUCCUCGCCCGUUGUCUCCUCGCUUAGGCCUUCCUCCGCUGCUUCUGGGAUUCUCGCUCUGCGUCAGAAUGGGAAGAAAUUCUCAAGACUCUGAGCCCUGGCUUUCUCCAAGAAAAAGUCUCCUGACCCUUGCGCCUAAUUGUAAGACCUUGGGAUUUGUUUAAAACUAUAGACAAAGUGUUUUCGCCGUUGCUGCUUGUUGGAGAUGCCUGAGUCUCAGGGAAAGGACAGGCAUCCUGCCACAUCAUGCCAGGAGAAUGCACUGGACCGUGGGCGUGAAGGGGAGCCUUCUCAGAGGGGCCUGUUUCUCUGAGAAAACCGGGUGGGGCCUGGGCUGGGCCGUCCUUUUCUCUUAACUGGGAUCUGGGAGAUGUUUGCACAGACUGGACAUUACUUGGGCCUAUGUGUACACAUGUCCUUUAAAAAAGUAAAGGCAACUUGCACACUC
Molecule: messenger RNA, 1694 nt
Organism: Leopardus geoffroyi (Geoffroy's cat)
Lineage: Eukaryota; Metazoa; Chordata; Mammalia; Carnivora; Felidae
Gene: PPP1R3G
Product: protein phosphatase 1 regulatory subunit 3G
Exons: 1
Coding region: 53-1084 (343 amino acids)
Biological process (GO): regulation of glycogen biosynthetic process
Cellular component (GO): protein phosphatase type 1 complex
Molecular function (GO): protein phosphatase 1 binding; glycogen binding
Source: RefSeq, a predicted model, not a curated record